AUGGCAGGGAGCGGAUCUUCUGGACCAAGAAUUCCUGGUCCCUCCCUGGACCACAUAGAUGGUAUAAAACUCUCCCUCACCAUCGCCUCCCUCGACGGAUCGAAACGCCUCUGCCACAUCCGCAGCAAGAUGCAUAAGAAGGUCUGGAUCGCUGCCGGGGACAUCAUCCUCGUCUGCCUCCGAGACUACCAGGACGACAAGGCGGACAUCAUCUUCAAGUAUAUGCCUGAUGAGGCUCAUCUCCUUAAGGCCUACGGUGAGCUCCCUGAGAACAUCCGCCUCAACGAGGGCAUCGGAGGGCUCGACGAGGAGGACGAGGGCGGUGCCGAUGACUUCAUCGAGUUUGAGGAUGAAGAUAUCGACAAGAUCUAA
Zingiber officinale is the source of this 372-nucleotide messenger RNA. Its product is annotated as eukaryotic translation initiation factor 1A-like. The transcript has 2 exons. The record is from RefSeq and is a predicted model, not a curated record. Gene Ontology annotation, molecular function: RNA binding; translation initiation factor activity. Bases 1 to 372 code for a protein of 123 amino acids. Gene Ontology annotation, biological process: translational initiation. Gene Ontology annotation, cellular component: cytoplasm. Lineage: Eukaryota; Viridiplantae; Streptophyta; Magnoliopsida; Zingiberales; Zingiberaceae.